AUGUCCCAUGAAGACAUAGAUGCACAAGACAAUGUUUCCACAGCGGGGCACUUUGUCCUGCUGGGAUUCUCGGACCUUCCAAACCUCCAGGGCUUUCUGUCUGGGCUGUUCGCCAUCAUGUACUUGGCUGUCCUCAUUGGAAACAGCCUCAUAAUCCUAAUAAUAAGGCUGGACCCUGCCCUCCACAGACCCAUGUAUUUUUUCCUGGCAAAUUUUUCUUCUUUGGAAAUCUGUUAUGUUUCAGUCACUCUUCCGAGGAUUCUGUUCAACCUCUGGACUCAGAGGAGAACUAUUUCUAGGCUUGCUUGUGCCACACAGCUGUGCUUCUUCCUUGUCCUUGGAACCACUGAGUGUUUCCUGCUGGCCGUGAUGUCCUAUGACCGCUACGUGGCCAUCUGUAACCCUCUGCACUAUGCUCUGCUCAUGAGCCCAAGGAGGUGCGCUCAGCUGGCCGCUGGCUCCUGGCUCGGGGGGAUCCCAGUGCAGAUAGGACAAAUGUGUCAGAUAUUCUCUUUGCACUUCUGUAAUUCCAACCAAAUUGAGCACUUCUUCUGUGACAUCCCCCCCAUUCUCAAGCUGGCCUGCGGGGACACAUCUGCUCAUGAGGUGUCUGUCUAUGUGGUAGUCAUGUUGGUUGCUGCAGUUCCUUUCAUUCUGAUCCUUGCCUCUUACAGCAAAAUCAUUUCCACCAUUCUGAGGCUGCCCACAGCCAAGGGACGGGCCAAGGCCUUCUCCACCUGCUCUUCCCACCUGCUGGUUGUGGUUCUGUUUUUUGGAUCUGCUUCCAUGACAUAUUUCAGGCCCAAAUCCAGCCAUUCUGCAGGAACCGACAAGCUCCUGUCUCUUUUCUACACUAUCGUGACGCCCAUGCUCAACCCCAUGAUAUACAGCCUCAGGAACAAGGACGUGAUUGCUGCACUGAGAAGAGUAUUCCUUAAAACGCAGAGUCCUGGUUCUCCUUGA
This is a messenger RNA of Chinchilla lanigera (long-tailed chinchilla), 963 nucleotides long. Its product is annotated as olfactory receptor 10AG1-like. The transcript has a single exon. Gene Ontology annotation, molecular function: olfactory receptor activity; G protein-coupled receptor activity. NCBI's taxonomy places the organism in Eukaryota, Metazoa, Chordata, Mammalia, Rodentia, Chinchillidae. Bases 1 to 963 code for a protein of 320 amino acids. Gene Ontology annotation, cellular component: membrane. The record is from RefSeq and is a predicted model, not a curated record. Gene Ontology annotation, biological process: G protein-coupled receptor signaling pathway.